Melopsittacus undulatus (budgerigar) is the source of this 470-nucleotide messenger RNA. RefSeq names its product DDB1- and CUL4-associated factor 11-like. The transcript has 3 exons. Gene Ontology annotation, molecular function: protein binding. Gene Ontology annotation, cellular component: Cul4-RING E3 ubiquitin ligase complex. The coding region runs from base 35 to 415 and encodes 126 amino acids. Gene Ontology annotation, biological process: proteasome-mediated ubiquitin-dependent protein catabolic process. The record is from RefSeq and is a predicted model, not a curated record. Lineage: Eukaryota; Metazoa; Chordata; Aves; Psittaciformes; Psittaculidae.
CUAUGGGGCUCUAUGGGUCUCUAUAUGUCCCUAUAUGUCCCUAUGUGUGUCUAUGACGUCACCCCCAGCGCUGACGUCACCCCCCCUGCCGGGUGACACGUCCCUCAUGACCUACCGCGGUCACGUGGUCCUCAACACCCUCCUGCGCUGCCGCCUGGCCCCGCCCCCCGGCCCCGGAGCCGGCCAAUACCUGAGCGCGGCCUGUGCCACGGGAGCUGUGAUUGUCUAUGACGUGCUGACCGGGAGGCCCGUGCGGCGCCUGACCAAUCACAGCGGCUGCGUCCGUGACGUCAGCUGGCACCCGGAGGGGGGGGCGCUGGCCAGUGCCUCGUGGGACGGAUCCAUUCGCCUCUGGACCUAUCAGGAGCCGGAUCAGGAGCCAAUGGGAGAGCAGAGGGGGAGGGACCCACCCUAAGCUCCGCCCCCUGCCCCUGCCCCAUAGCGGGACCCACAAUAAACCUCUGAACCCA